Sander lucioperca (pikeperch) is the source of this 2905-nucleotide messenger RNA. RefSeq names its product potassium voltage-gated channel subfamily A member 3. Gene Ontology annotation, cellular component: voltage-gated potassium channel complex; membrane. Bases 230 to 1828 code for a protein of 532 amino acids. Gene Ontology annotation, molecular function: delayed rectifier potassium channel activity; protein binding. Gene Ontology annotation, biological process: potassium ion transmembrane transport; protein homooligomerization. Lineage: Eukaryota; Metazoa; Chordata; Actinopteri; Perciformes; Percidae. The record is from RefSeq and is a predicted model, not a curated record. The transcript has a single exon.
GCGGAGGACAGGGUCUGGGUACCUUUCCCUGUCGUCCCUGUUGUGGGCGGGUGAAUGCCCUGCUUAUAAACCCAAAUCUUUCCUCGUGGGCGGGAACAGCAACAGUAGUGAAGCUCAGGAAGAGAGAGAGAGAGAGAGAGACAGAGACAGAGACGGAGGAGGAGAAGAGGCUGUGGUGGCGGCUGUGGUUGACCGGGGUUCGCGGAGGGGGCGAGGUGGCCGCUCCUGAAUGCCUCUUCAACCGCGCAUGGACGACCACCUCAGCCUCCUGCAAUCACCCCCGCCGAGCGCAACCAAAACCCGGAGCGACAACCUGGUAAACCACGGAUACACCGAGACAGAAGAAGCCGACGUGAUGACGGUUGUGGCGUGUGACAACAUGCUGGAAGAGUCGGCGGCUCUCCCGGGCCACCACUCCCUGGACCGAUAUGAACCGGACCAAGAAUGCUGCGAGAGGGUCGUCAUCAACAUUUCAGGGUUACGCUUCGAGACCCAGCUCAAAACUCUCUCCCAAUUUCCAGAGACGCUCCUGGGGGACCCCAAGAAGAGGAUGAGGUACUUUGAUCCUCUCAGGAAUGAGUACUUUUUCGAUCGAAACCGACCCAGCUUUGAUGCUAUUCUGUAUUACUACCAGUCUGGCGGGCGCAUCAGACGACCCGUAAAUGUGCCCAUUGACAUUUUCUCUGAGGAGAUCCGAUUCUAUGAGCUGGGUGAGGAGGCUAUGGAGAAAUUCAGGGAGGAUGAGGGCUUCAUAAAGGAGGAGGAGCGGCCGUUGCCAGAGAAUGAAUUUCAAAGACAGGUGUGGCUGCUUUUUGAAUACCCAGAAAGCUCGGGUCCCGCACGGGGCAUAGCGAUAGUAUCUGUCCUGGUCAUUCUCAUCUCCAUUGUCAUCUUCUGCUUAGAGACAUUGCCGGAGUUCAGGGACGACAACAGGGAUCCGAUCACCAUUGAACCUGUGAUUAAUGGCACGCUCCCGUAUUUCACCAGCCCCUUCUCUGACCCGUUCUUUGUGGUGGAGACGUUGUGUAUCGUCUGGUUCUCCUUCGAGCUGCUGGUGCGCUUCUUUGCAUGCCCGAGUAAAGCCACGUUCUCCAAAAACAUUAUGAACAUUAUUGACAUUGUGGCCAUCAUUCCCUAUUUCAUCACCUUGGGCACAGAGCUGGCAGAGAGGCAGGGAAACGGACAGCAGGCCAUGUCAUUAGCCAUUCUGCGCGUAAUUAGGCUUGUUCGGGUAUUUCGUAUCUUCAAACUCUCGCGUCACUCCAAAGGGCUUCAGAUUUUAGGACAGACCCUGAAGGCCAGUAUGCGUGAGCUGGGCCUGCUUAUCUUCUUUUUGUUCAUCGGUGUCAUACUUUUCUCCAGUGCUGUCUACUUUGCUGAGGCAGAUGACCCAGAUUCGGGUUUCACCAGCAUCCCGGACGCAUUCUGGUGGGCUGUUGUCACCAUGACCACCGUGGGCUAUGGGGACAUGCAUCCCGUGACAAUAGGGGGAAAGAUUGUGGGGUCUUUGUGCGCCAUCGCUGGUGUGCUGACCAUUGCCCUGCCUGUGCCUGUCAUCGUCUCCAAUUUCAACUACUUCUAUCACAGAGAGACGGAGGGCGAGGAGCAGGCACAGUACCUGCACGUGGGCAGCUGUCAGCCUCUAGCAGACACAGAGGAGCUGAGGAACACUCGCUCCUCUUCCUCAAUCAGCAAGAGCGAGUAUAUGGUGAUAGAGGAGCACGGGAUCAACAGCGCUUUCAAACAGCAGCCCAACUUCCCCACCACCACGCAAAACAACUCGCAGAAUUGCGUGAAUAUAAACAAAAAGAUUUUCACUGACGUGUAGCCAAUUUUGGAGUCAUGAUCCUGAACACAGAAAGGGGCGGUGUGUAAACACAGCUGCUUCUGUCGUUGCGCUGCAGCGUGUGGAAGCAAAUCAGAUGAAGAAAGAAAGCAAGCCCUGUCUGUUCAGAGACGCUGCUUUGUGCUCCAUUCAAAGAAUCCGGAUUUUUCAUUUGGGUGAUCUGAAUUCAUAAUUCUAUAUGUUUUCCUUUCGCGCUUGGAGAGAAAAAGCUCUUAAAGUAGCUAUUAGGAUUACUAUUCUUCUCUGAGUAAGGGAAUUGACCUAUUGUACAUCGUGCAAUAGUCAAAAUAUUAUCACAACAGGUAGUAUUAUAAGCUUUAUAACUGUGAAAGUACAACUGUAUGCUACUUGAUGAAGCACUCACAUUGUAUUAACAUGCGUUAUGAGUCGUGAUUCGUCAGUCAUAGCCUAUGUAGCCUAUACUAUUCAGAGUCAUUUAAAUGUGUGUGUGUUUAAACACAUGUAGGCUAAUGUCUGAAAAACACAGUUCUGCAUAUAUUAUCUCAAUUAGACCGUUCUGUGAUAUACAUUUUAUUGUGCGUUAAAGUCUAGUCCAAAUGCUGCUGUCUUUAAAAUAAUCCCCUAUAAUUCCUUAAUAUGAAUUGUCCCAGUAGGCAAUUUAAUGAGUAAACGUCACCAUAUAAACCCAGGGGCCCGCCGACUGUCAGUGUCUCAUUAUCGGUGCAAGACGCAAACAAAAGCGAUCAAAUAUGGAACGUGCUUCUCUUUGGAUGCCUCAAAUAUAGCCAGUCGCCAUGGCGACGGUCGUUUCUUCGGUAACCCCAGUCACCGUUGCCAUGGCAUCCUUGUUUCCACAGUAACCCCCCCCCCCCCCAGAUGGAUUGGAAGCUAUAUUGAAGAUUAUCAUCUAAAAAGCGUGUCUUCAGUAUCUAAUAAGACUAUUUUGUAUUUUGCCUAAAAUACAAGCCCAAACAAAACAAUGCAGCGUCACUAUCGCCAGUCAUCAAGCUCACUUAGUGACUUUAGCAUUGACACAAAAACAAAUUAGAGUAAGAAGGUCUGUUUACAAAUUGCCACCAUGGACUGCCUCCAAAAAAA